UUAUGAUAAUAACAAUAAUAUUUGAAUUGUGAUAUUGUUUGAUUCGAAGAAGGGAUGAGAGGGGUUGUAACAGACUAACAGGAUUCUGUUAAGCUCCAAUUCCAGAUUCCCUCUCUCGCUCGCCGCAAUCUCCAUUCAGGUUUUAUGUACAUGAAUCCUUUGACAACCGAGUUGUAUCUAAUGAGUUUCACCAUGAUAGAUUUGGCAAUUUCAAUUUUGAGGUUGGUCACGAGCCCUGAUGCUUCCGGUGCAUCUAUUUUUGGAUGUUUAAUCACGGGAUCAUUAGGAGUUAUGGCAGUUAUAUAUGCUGUUCUCAAGUGGCAGCGAAGAUCAUCUUUGAAUUGGAUCAAAGCUGCAGCUAGAGAAAAGAAGAAAGUUUGGAAAAAGUUUAAAGUACCUUUAUCAGAUCAUUUGUGGGUUGAGGAUUUUACUUAUGGGGAACAGCCAUCCACUUGUUGUUUCUGCUUGACUUCCCUUUGGCCUUCUCAAAAUUUAGGGACAACAGCCUCGCCGGGCACUCCUCUCCAUCGUUGCUCCGUUUGUGGUGUCGCAGCUCAUUUCCUUUGUUCCCAGUUUGCAGCAAAGGAUUGCAAGUGUGUGGCUCAGGCUGGUUUUAGCCAUAUUCGACACCACUGGUCAGAAAGAUGGGUUAAUGUGGAUGACAAUCAUGAGAUGUCUGCCUUCUGUUUUUACUGCGAUGAACUGUGUGGUGGUGUUCCAUUUGUCAAAGCUUCUCCCACGUGGCAUUGCCGGUGGUGUCAGCGCCUCAUUCAUGUGAAAUGUCAUAACAAAUUGACUGGAGAUUCUGGUGAUUUUUGUGAUUUGGGUCCCUUGAGGCGAGUUGUCCUCUCUCCUCUAUGGGUCAAAGAAGUUGAUGAAGAUCAAAAGGGAGCGAGACCAAGUUCUAUUAUAAACUCAUCUGUUCAUGGUCAGGUUAGAAAACGGCGUAAUCGCAGUAAAAGCUUAGGUGGUUUCCAUACUAAUGGUAAGUCAAGUGGUUCCUCGGUUACUGAUGCAACAUUCUUGGAAUAUAUGUUGAAUGAUAUCGAUUGGAAUGAUCCCAGUGAUGAGAAGCUCUUUGAAUACAUGAAUAAUGGUAGAGUAUUAAAAAACGGUAUAACUGCUGGCCCUAGCCUAAUCAAGAAAUACACAUUGGUUGAUUUGCCACAUGAUACAAGGCCACUUUUGGUCUUCAUUAAUGCCAGGAGUGGUGGGCAGCUUGGGCCUUCUCUUCAUAGGAGAUUGAAUAUGCUACUAAAUCCUGUUCAGAUCUUUGAAUUGAGUGCUUCUCAAGGUCCUGAGGUGGGCCUGGAAUUGUUCAAAAGUGUACGAUAUUUUAGGGUAUUGGUAUGUGGUGGGGAUGGCACUGUUGCAUGGGUCCUUGAUGCUAUAGAAAGACACAAUUUUGAGUCACCUCCACCAGUUGCAAUUCUUCCCCUAGGCACGGGAAAUGAUUUGUCCAGGGUGCUGAAUUGGGGAAGAGGCUUCUCUGCGCUUGAUGGACAAGGCGGGUUGACCAUGCUUUUGCAUGACAUUAGCAAUGCAGCAGUUACUAUGCUAGAUCGCUGGGAAGUUAAAAUUGCAGAAGAAAAUUCGGAAGGAAAACCAAAUAAAGUGAAAACUAAAUCCAUGAUGAACUAUCUAGGCAUUGGAUGUGAUGCCAAGGUUGCAUAUGAAUUUCAUGUUACUCGAGAGAUAAAUCCUGAAAAGUUUUCAAGUCAGUUUUUCAAUAAAUUGCGAUAUGCAAAAGAAGGAGCAAGAGAUAUUAUGGACCGAACUUGUGCGGACUUGCCAUGGCAAGUAUGGCUUGAAGUUGACGGGACAGACAUUGAAAUUCCUAAGGAUUCAGAGGGCUUAAUUGUGCUCAAUAUUGGGAGCUAUAUGGGUGGAGUAGAUCUUUGGCAAAAUGACUAUGAGCAUGAUGAUGAUUUUAGUCGUCAAUUCAUGCAUGAUAAAAUGCUUGAUGUGGUAUGUGUUUGUGGAGCAUGGCACCUAGGAAAACUUCAGGUUGGACUUUCGCAAGCAAGAAGGCUAGCUCAAGGUAAAGUCAUCAAGAUACACUCUUCCAGUCCUUUCCCAGUUCAAAUUGAUGGGGAGCCAUUUAUCCUACAACCAGGCUACUUGGAGAUAACACAUCGUGGGCAGGUAUUCAUGUUGAGGAGGAUUUCAGAAGAUGAGCCUAAAGGGCAAGCAGCUGCAAUUAUGACAGAGGUAUUACUAGAUGCCGAGUGCAAGGGCAUUAUUAAUGCAUCUCAGAAGAAAGUUAUUCUACAGGAUAUGGCCAUCCAUCUUUCUUAAGAUCCAUCUCUCGUUCAGCCCGUUUAUAUAGUGUUGCCCAUAAAUGGGUUUUUGUCCUCUCUAAUCCUUUUUUAUAGGACCAUUUUUGGUAAUUCUCCAACUUAGAGAGAGAAAAAUGUAGUUCCACGAAGAAGCUAAUUACUAAUAUAAGAGUGAAAAAUGUGCGGCGGCAUAGUCAAGGUUUUUCUUUUACUCUUGUUUUCCGGCUAACACCCUACGCUGUGUAUAUUGUAACCGGCGUAACAUAUUUUCUUGA
Molecule: messenger RNA, 2554 nt
Organism: Gastrolobium bilobum
Lineage: Eukaryota; Viridiplantae; Streptophyta; Magnoliopsida; Fabales; Fabaceae
Product: diacylglycerol kinase 2
Exons: 8
Coding region: 145-2298 (717 amino acids)
Molecular function (GO): ATP-dependent diacylglycerol kinase activity
Source: RefSeq, a predicted model, not a curated record